AGCGUCAACCCACCUCUGGAAUUUCAGAGGGGAAGAAGGAGAAGCAAAUUAUGGGACACGGAUUUUAGCUGAAGUCCUGAAAAGAGUUCAUUUAUUUCCUCAACCCAGGAGAAAGGAAACUUUUAUUUUGUAGUCUGCAAUAACCUCACAGAUCUGCUCCCAUCUAGGAGGUUUUAUGACAGCAAAUCCUUCAGAGGAACAGUUGGAACAUCCAGACUAAAGCCUGUCUUUGUGGGAAACAAACUUCUUCCAAGGCUGUCAGUCAUGCAGCCAUUUACUUUGAUCGCUGUGCUUUUUCUCCUGCUCCACAUUUCCAGCAGCUCAAACGCUCACAGACACCACCGACAAGCCCUUCCUGGAAGCCAAUCCGGAGUGUGUCGAUACGGCAGGAGACUCGAGUGUUGCUAUGGCUGGAAGAAAAACAAUAAAGGGCUGUGUGAAGCUCAUUGCGAGCAUGGCUGCAAGCACGGCGAGUGCGUUGGCCCAAACAAAUGCAAGUGUUUCCCUGGAUACACUGGAAAGACGUGUAAUCAAGAUUUGAACGAGUGUGGUCUGAAACCUCGGCCUUGCGAGCAUCGCUGCAUGAACACCUACGGGAGCUACAAGUGCUACUGCCUCAAUGGUUACACCUUGAUGCCGGACGGCUCUUGCGCCAAUUCCAGGACAUGCUCGCUUGCUCACUGUCAGUACGGCUGUGAGGAAGUAGAAGGGGAGAUCUGCUGCCUCUGUCCGUCUGCAGGCCUGCAACUGGGACAAGAUGAGAGAACAUGUGUAGAUAUUGAUGAAUGCAUAACGGGGAAGAACCUUUGUCCCUACAACAGACAAUGUGUGAACACCUUUGGAAGCUACUACUGCAAGUGCCAGGAUGGCUAUGAUUUAAAAUACAUCAAUGGCAAAUAUGACUGUGUAGAUCUAGAUGAGUGUGCGGCCAGUACCCACAAGUGCAGCCGGCACGCCGUCUGUCUGAACACUCAUGGUUCCUACAAGUGCAGGUGCAAGUCUGGCUUCCGAGGGAACGGCUUUGAAUGCUCCGUAAAGCCAUUUUAUCAGAGACCGUGGGAUGGAGACAAAGGCAGUGCAGAUUAUUCCCUCAACGCCAUUCCCGACUCCCAAGUGAGGCCUGUGAUUCUGGGAGGUGAGCGGACCAAAGAGGACAUCAAAAACGUCAUACCUGAACCGGCUGCGACACCCCCUCCGACGAUCCGGCAGCAGCCUUUUGACUACGAUGGAGGGGUCUACAUUGGCAACAAGAUGGAUACAAAGACAGAGGAAGAAGAGGAGGAGGAGGAGGAAGAAGUGGAAGACAACAAGCUCAAUCCAAGAGGAGACGUUUUCAUCUCACAGGAGUUUGAGUCCGUGUUUGGCCCGUCCAAGGACAUCAAGGAAAUCCAAGUUGGACAAACUCAGGAUGAGUAUUUCUUGGACUGCAACUUCGAUCAGGGAGGAUGUGAAUGGGUCCAAGACAAGACGGAUGACAUAGACUGGACUGUGGCGUACCAUAGCAACGGUGCUGGGUAUUACAUGGCUUUGAGUGGGCUUGUGGGGGAGACAGAGGAUGUGGCCAGGUUGAAGCUGCUUCUCAGUGACCGGGCCCAGCAGGCCGGCUUCUGCCUCAUGUUUGACUAUCGCGUCCUGGGACAAAAUGUGGGAACGUUAAAGGUGCUGCUGGAGAACAGCGCUUAUCCGGUUUGGGAGCAGAGUCAAAGCAGAGAACAAGGUUGGCAGACGGAGCUCCUGUCUGUGGCCUGGAAAGAAAAAGCUCCACAGUCUAUCAUCUUUGAAGCUCAGCAUGGAAACGGUGUUGGAGGGGAAAUAGGGCUGGAUAACGUUGCUCUGACCUCAGGGCCCUGUCAGGAGGAUUCCAGUCCAAUCUUCUGAGAUCACAUCAUCUGCCAUAGAAGACAUAUUGAGGAUUCUGCCUCCUUUUAAUAUGAAUUCUUCUUCGUCGUCCUUCAAAGUUCUCAAACAUUGCAGCCCCACACAGAAAAAAAACAUGUACAGUCAGUGCAGUUUACUUUAUUUACCUGCUGCUACAUCACUCCAUCGGGCACAAUUCAUUUUCUGAACAGUAACAUAUAUAUUUCUCAGGAAAAAGUGGAGAUACGUUGUGUAAUGGCUUUAACAGUAUUGUGCUCACACCUUGUUCAGUAUUCUGUCAUGAGGAAUGUGAAAUCAUGGGUGAUUUAAUUCUAUAAUAUCAAUUUUUUGAAGGCUCUUUUGUUGGAUUAAUAUCAGGAUAAUCGGUGAAUUAAUGAUGCAUAAAAUAUGUACUGUAUUCAUGCAUUAAGCGUAGUUUUCUAAUCUUGCCAACUUUUCUUCUUUCCUUGUGUUUGAUUUUUUUUAAUAAUCUUAAGGUGAAAUAUGGAGUCUUUUCAAUGACUUUGAGUUUGUGUUGCUAUCUGGCAAUAAAAGAAACCUGAACAAGA
Messenger RNA from Oryzias melastigma (Indian medaka), 2426 nucleotides. RefSeq names its product EGF-like-domain, multiple 6 (gene egfl6). The record is from RefSeq and is a predicted model, not a curated record. NCBI's taxonomy places the organism in Eukaryota, Metazoa, Chordata, Actinopteri, Beloniformes, Adrianichthyidae. Gene Ontology annotation, cellular component: membrane. The transcript has 13 exons. Gene Ontology annotation, molecular function: calcium ion binding. The coding region runs from base 265 to 1878 and encodes 537 amino acids.